Molecule: messenger RNA, 1134 nt
Organism: Stylonychia lemnae
Lineage: Eukaryota; Ciliophora; Spirotrichea; Sporadotrichida; Oxytrichidae
Source: the annotation of a GenBank genome assembly
AUGAAGUUAUAAAUUCUUUUGCCUCUAAUAUUUUCAAUCAUAUCUACUGUUAAUAGUGGUGCAAUAACCAGUGAGGAUAAUAUAUUUGAAUAAGUCUUUGCAGACCCUUAGAUGAAACCUCUGAGAAAUAUUUUUGAAUAUGGCUGGUUAAUCUUAAAUCAACUGGAGUUUUGUCUUUUUCCAAAAGAACAAACUUGGAAUUACUCUUACUUCCAUCAAUUCUUGAGGUAAUAUGGAUUGAAUCAAGAAAACUUAGAUGAUGCUCUAGAUACUGUUAAGUUAUAAGAAAAGCCCCUAGUAAAAUUUUAGGAACCAAGAAUACCCAGAAAAACUCAUAGAGUUUGGAUAACUCACUCAUUAAAUCCUACAGAGUGUCACGAUUCAGUGAAAAAUCCUUAACUAUUUGAAGAAAUACUAAAUACUAACAGAGUGCUAGAUUAAUCAGCAUCAAUCAAUAGUGGGAAAUGGGAGCAUUAUCUAUGGACAAAUGAUAAAUCCGCAAUACCUAAGACAGUGAAAUGGUUUGAAUAGAAUGGCAUCAAAGUGAGGGAAUUGAGGGAGCUUCCUAGCUAUGAUUUAAUUUUCGAUAGAAUGAUUGAGGAGUACUCAGUAGGAAAAUUUGCAGCAGCUGCAGAUGUUGCUCGUAUGAUUAUUAUGAAUGAUGAAGGAGGAUUAUAUCUUGAUAUUGAUUCCUAUUUCGCAAGUUUCGAUGAUGACUGGCUUUAUUACUUUGAUUCUAUAUUUUGGAAGGAUAGACUGAGAUUUGAUAGUUUGGUUCUCUUCAACUAUUAAUUUUUAAGCAAGCCAAAUCAUCCAGUCUCGUAGGAAUAUUUGAAGUUGUUCAAGAUAUCAUAUACUAAUCCAGAGCAUCUCAAGAAAUGCUAUAUAAAGACAAAAGGUAUUACGCUGUGGGAAACUGGGCCAUUUAUCUUUACCAUUGCCUUCAUACUCGGAGCUCAGAAAAAUGGAAAUAGAGAUUUCGUAAUGUUCCCUUAGAAUACUAAUGAAGAUUAAGUUUAUAGUUUUUAUGACACAAAGUCUUAGCCUAUUGAUCUUAAAUUCCAUGGAUAUUCAAUUGGAUUAGGGAGUUGGAUUGAUGAUUAUGCAGAUACAUUAAUAUUUGGUUUCGAAUGA